GUGAAUCUGGUCCUGAAUGAAGGGAAAUCCCUGGGGCUCAUGAUCCGAGGAGGGGCAGAGUAUUCCCUGGGCAUCUACAUCACUGGUGUGGAUAAAGGCUCUGAAGCAGAGAGCACUGGCUUAAAGGUUGGAGACCAGAUCCUGGAGGUGAACGGGAGGAGCUUCCUCAGCAUCCCCCAUGACGAGGCCGUGAAGCUGCUCAAGUCUUCCCGGCACCUCAUCAUGACGGUGAAGGACAUCGGGAGGCUGCCCCAUGCCCGCACCACCGUGGAUGAGACAAGGUGGAUAGCGAGCUCCCAGGUGGGGGACACCCUCGUCACCUCAGCAGGGGCAGUGGGUGACCGUGCUGCGGAGGUGACAGCCAGGCCCGUGUUCUAUCGGGGCCUGGCCGGCUCGCAGGUGACACUGAGCACCAUGGUGAACCAGACCCGUGUCAUGCUGGAGGAGCAGGCACGGCACCUCCUCAACGAGCAGGAGCGGGCCACCAUGGGCUACUACCUCGAUGAGUACAAGGAAGGCAACAUCUCCGUGGAUGCGCUGGUCAUGGCGCUCUUCGAGCUACUCAACACACACGCUAAGUUCUCGCUGCUUUCGGACGUGCGCGGCGUCAUCUCCCCACAAGACCUCGACCGCUUCGACAACCUGGUGCUGAAGAGGGAGAUCGAGUGCAUGAAGGCGCGGCAGCCCUCGGGGCCCUCCCUGGCCACCGACUCCUACUCCAUGAUGUCCUACAGCGACACCGUCUCCUCCUCCAGCAGCCACUUCACUGCCACCACCGUCAGCUCAGCCCGGGAGCGGCUCUUGUGGCUCAUAGACCUGAUGGAGAACACGUCGGAGUUGGAGGGAGGUGGAGAUGGCCACCAGAGCAGCAUCAACACCCUGCCGGAUGUCUCCCUGGAUGACCUCUCCUCCUUCCCAGACGAACCACCCAACUUCAAGCCUCCACCUCCUCCUUCAGCCCCGCAGAUGCUUCAGGCCCCCUCCUCUGACCAGCACAGGACCCAAGGGAAGGACAAGCCCAAGCGCCCUUCCUCUGAGUCCUCCCAGUCAGGCCUCUUCUUCAUGGCCCCCCGGCACCCCACGCCCCCCCCCAGUCACCCCGAGAAGGACACGGUCAGCAUCACCUCCACAGCCAGCGCAUCCACCGAGGAGUCAGCCCCAAGCCCCAUCUAUGCCACCAUCUCCCCAGCCCCGCACAGCGCCAGGAGGCAGAUGGAUGCUCAGCUCUCCUUGGUCAGCCAGCAUCACAUCGGGCCCUUCCCCAGGGUCCAGUCCCCAACCAGACUGAAGAGCCUAUCCCCGGAGGGGCCUGCAUCUGGUGGUCUUCAGAGCCCCCCUUCCCCCUCGCCUCCUCCUCCUCCAUCCCACCCGGCACCCCCUCCUCCGGACAAGGGCAGCCCCCAGGCUGUGGCCAACCAGCACUUCAUCAUGGUGGAGGUGCACCAGCCCAACAGCGAGCCUGACGUCAAUGAAGUGAGGCCCCUGCCACAGGCCAGAGCCUCCACGCUGUCGCAGCUCUCGGACAGCGGGCAGACGCUGAGCGAGGACAGUGGGGUGGACAUCGGCGACGUGGAGCUGAGCAGCAGGGACAAGGGCCAGCAGCUCCUCUCUGGGAAGAGCCGAAGCCUUCAGGAGGCCCGGAGCAGUGAUGGGGCAGCAGAAGGAGCCUCCAAGCCGCCAGGGCUGCUGGAGCCCACAUCGUGCCUGAUCCGUGUAUCCAAGAGUGCUCCGACCCUGGGCAUCGCCAUCGAGGGGGGAGCGAACACGCGGCAGCCGCUGCCCCGCAUCGUCACCAUCCAGCGCGGGGGCUCAGCACACAACUGUGGGAAGCUGAAGGUGGGCCACGUCAUCCUGGAGGUGAAUGGCACGGGGCUGCGGGGCAAGGAGCACCGGGAAGCCGCCCGCAUCAUCGCCGAGGCCUUUAAGCUGAAGGAAAAGGACUACAUUGAUUUCUUGGUCACAGAAUUCAACGUCGCCCUUUAGGGAUCCAGGCUUUGGGAUGGGGAGCAUCCCGAAUAGGAGCGGAAGGCAGCGCCGAGGCGGGAAAGCUGCAUUCCCACCCCGCGGAGCCCUCUCCCGCUGCGCCAUCCCGCACGCACAGACACCCCCCAGCUUGUCCCCAAGUGUCCCCUCUCCUGCUGCAGACUCAUGCCUGGGUAGGGCAGGCUGCGAACGGGCAGAAAUCAGUGCACAUCCCAUAAUGUCUCUUGGAUCGGGGUGGG
Pezoporus flaviventris is the source of this 2222-nucleotide messenger RNA. Its product is annotated as whirlin-like. The annotation marks the transcript as partial. The record is from RefSeq and is a predicted model, not a curated record. Gene Ontology annotation, biological process: sensory perception of sound; auditory receptor cell stereocilium organization. Gene Ontology annotation, cellular component: photoreceptor inner segment; stereocilia ankle link complex; cilium. NCBI's taxonomy places the organism in Eukaryota, Metazoa, Chordata, Aves, Psittaciformes, Psittacidae. Gene Ontology annotation, molecular function: protein binding. The transcript is spliced from 11 exons.